AGCCAAACAUUGCAUCACAUCCUGAAGCCUUUCCGCUGUGCCAUUUACGUUCAUGACACCUCGAGUCCCUUUGCACAUCUUGCAAAGUUCAACACUACUUAACUUCGUGUCGUCACAAGGCAGGUCAUGAAGACUGAAAGCGAAGCUCCGAAGACACCAACACCCACGCAAACUCACGCGCAGACUUCGUACACUGCACAAUGGGGUACCACACACAUACCAAUUGAUCCUGCGCUUCAGCAACAAUCCCAACACGCCACGACAACUCCAUAUUCCUACCAAUAUACUCACCACUAUCCUCAAGCUGCGUAUUCGCAUUAUUCAUAUGUCCCACAACAAGCCCAAGCCCAAGUACAGAGACAGCAGACCUCAACAACUCCUGUAACAGGAGCAACUACUCAGGCCGCAAAUGCCAAUAGUGGGAUGGAUACCGCCGACGUUGCAACCUUGAACGAUGCUCUUGGAAGCGCGGGUGUUGAUCUCCGGGCGGAGGAGGAAAGCUUGCAGAGGUCCCAUGACUCGCAUCAGUCAUAUCGAACCUUUGAAGACAGAUCACGUAAACAACCAGCUACUCCUUCCUUUGACACACGAUUUCUUGGCGCCACUAUGCGUACCAUUGGCACGGAACACAAGGUGACAAAAAUCCCGGAAGACUCAGUGAAUUAUUUGGCAAUCGCUCUCCGUGCCCGUCUACAAGACCUCGUUACUGCGAUGAUUGCUGCAACCUACCACCGUACGGAUACCCAGUUCGACCGCCCGGCAUGUCUGUACGAUAAUGGCACCCCGAUGUGGAGCAUAGUCGUACAAAAGCGCAAAGAACGCGCUGACCUGGCCGCUGCACACGCCGCUAACCUAUCUGCGCAGGCUUCAGGUGGCAAUGCCAUGGCCGUUGACGGAGAUGAGGAGGGAGGUGCGAAGAAAAAGAAGAAGAAAGAGGGGCCUGGUGUAACGGCGAGGAAUAUGUCUGAAGAUGUGCGGAAAAAGAUGUCGAACGCUGUCGCAAGUCAGGCUGCUGGACUUGGUGGGAAGUAUGCAUGGAUGAAUGCUGCAAAUUCCUCUGCGACAAGUGGUAAACCGAAGCCUGCGGCAUCUUCUGCUGCUGCAACAAGUCCAGCUACCACCACGACCCCUGCGACUACCACAGCUCCUGCAGCAUCAACGACUGCAACAACAUCCUGGGCGCGACCGUAUGUAGGAAAGAAAGGCAGUCCGACAUCACCGCUGACGGGAGAGGAUGACGAUCGGAUGCCAGUCACAAUGCGUGAUGCGAUGUUCGCCAUAGAGAAGGAAAGAGGUCAUGGAGGAGGUCGCGGAUCCGCCCGCGGAUGGUCGUAGCUGGUUGUGCUUUCUAAUGUUGUUGUUUCGAUCGAUAUCGUCUGCAUGGCUAGUCGUUUGUUUUCUCUGUUUCGUACCUACACUUUACUUCUAAAUAACCUGCCGCUGGCGAAAGUUUGAACUGAGACACUGAAUGCAAAUU
Molecule: messenger RNA, 1477 nt
Organism: Suillus paluster
Lineage: Eukaryota; Fungi; Basidiomycota; Agaricomycetes; Boletales; Suillaceae
Product: transcription initiation factor TFIID component TAF4 family-domain-containing protein
Exons: 5
Coding region: 127-1335 (402 amino acids)
Biological process (GO): transcription initiation at RNA polymerase II promoter
Cellular component (GO): transcription factor TFIID complex
Molecular function (GO): DNA binding; RNA polymerase II general transcription initiation factor activity
Source: RefSeq, a predicted model, not a curated record